Athalia rosae (coleseed sawfly) is the source of this 1253-nucleotide messenger RNA. RefSeq names its product glyoxylate/hydroxypyruvate reductase A-like. Gene Ontology annotation, molecular function: NAD binding. NCBI's taxonomy places the organism in Eukaryota, Metazoa, Arthropoda, Insecta, Hymenoptera, Athaliidae. The record is from RefSeq and is a predicted model, not a curated record. The transcript has 4 exons. The coding region runs from base 234 to 1202 and encodes 322 amino acids.
AGGGAUCUAGCUAAUCAGUCGUCGCUGAUAACUCGUUCGAGAAUAGCUUUUAGUCGCUAUUAGAGUUGAAAUUAACGUAGGUGUGACGGUAGAAUAACGACCGAUAGAUUCAGGGACACAAGUUCGGGAAAUUUUCAAGUCCCAACAAUUCAGAAUAUACGAAAUCAAAGUCGAUUGUUGCCACAAGGGGCGUAGCAAAGAUAAGCUGCAAUCGGUUUUUGGGAAAUAGACAAAUGGAGCGUUCCGUCAUAGUAUUAUCUAAGCUUCCAAAGUUACUUGGUCAUCUAAAAUCCAAGGUUCCUAAUGUCGCGUUUCACAGAGUUACACCUGGAUCGCAAGAAGCAGUUUCCGAAUUGGAAAAGACAGAAAUCUUAAUAGCUGACGCUGAUCUCCUAGCCUCGCACUUGGAUCACUUAAAAUCAUUGAAAUGGGCUCAAUUGACUUGGGCAGGAGUAGAUAAACUGGCGGCCCAUUUGGCAGGGAGGAAAAUCCCUUACCAGAUAUCCAGAUACUCUGACGAAAGAUUCGGUUUCGCGAUGUCGGAGUACACGGUAUCGCAUAUAUUCAAUUUCGAGCGAGAUCAACGCCAGCAAUACGAGAAUGAAAAGAACAAGAUCUGGUAUAAGGGCGGAAAAAUUGAGGAGCACAGGCUAAUCUGCGAUUUGACUAUAGGAAUCUUGGGAAUCGGAAGCAUAGGAAAACAUGUGGCCCAAAUUCUCAGUUCAUUAGGAGCAACCGUUUGGGGACUUUCUCGGACUCUGCCAAAGGAAAAAAUAUCCUGUUUGGAACGUCACGUUACCACCAAAGAACUCCCGGAAAUUCUUCGGGUCAGCGAUUAUAUCGUGAGCGUGCUUCCUUCCACGCAAGAGACCAACGGUCUUUUGUACGGUGACGUUCUCGAACAUUGUAAGGAGAAACGACCCGUUUUUAUGAACAUCGGUCGCGGGAAUACAAUCCGAGAAACGGACAUCAUUCGAGCUAUUGAAAAUCGCUGGAUAUCCGCGGCUAUUCUAGACGUUUUUCAGGAGGAACCGCUACCGCCGAGUAGCCGGCUUUGGUCUAUCCCGGAGGUGACAAUAUCUCCCCACAUUUCGGGAGUGACGAAUUCUAUCGGCAUCGCGGAAGCCUUCGCUAAAAAUCACGUCAAGUAUCUCAACGGGGAAGAAAUUCCCAACAAGUUCGACGCAAAUAGAGGAUAUUGAAGAUUUGAUGUAUAAUUAAAUGAAAUAAAAAACCGAAUUGAGAGCGUCUUA